GUGGAAUCUCCAGCUCCCGUGUUUCUCCCUGGCUCCCUCCUCUCUUUGUCAUCCUCCCUAGCAGCCUAGCAGACUGCUGCCACUGCUCCUGCUGUCUGGGCAGCUUUCCUCCUGCCUCCACCCCUUCGGUGGUUACUGCCUGGCUCGGGCCAGCCAGGGAGCCCACAGAGAAAGGAGCCAGGAGGAUCUGCCCCUCCUGUCCCAAUGGCCUCCCCCAGGACGGUCACCAUCGUGGCCCUCUCUGUGGCCCUGGGGCUCUUCUUUGUCUUCAUGGGGACCAUCAAGUUGACCCCCAGGCUCAGCAAGGAUGCCUACAGCGAGAUGAAACGUGCCUACAAGAGUUAUGUCCGGGCCCUGCCACUGCUGAAGAAAAUGGGUGUGACUUCCAUUGCUCUUCGAAAAAGCAUCGGGACCCUCGAAGUGAUCUGUGGGAUCAUCAUGACCGUGGUCCCCGGCCGGCCCAAAGAUGUUGCCAAUUUCUUCUUGCUCUUACUGGUCUUGGUUGUCCUCUUCUUCCACCAACUGGUUGGUGACCCCCUCAAGCGCUAUGCCCAUGCCCUGGUCUUUGGGAUCUUGCUCACCUGCCGCCUGCUGAUUGCCCGCCAGCCUGAGGAACAGUUUACUGAGAGGAAGGCCUUCUCCCAGGGUGGUGAGGGGCAGGCCGCUCCCCACAAGAAGGUCAAGGUCAAAGUGUCAUAAGGAAGCAGCCUUACAUGGUGGACCUUCCAGGCAGCUUCCUCUGAGUAGCCCAGGAAGAUCUCAGUGCAUUCUGUUCCUUUUUAUUUCUUAACUGAUUGCUUUUCUGGGAAAGGGGGACCUAAUAUGCCACAUAACGGUCCUGAUGUUUGUGUUCCCCUAUGCCCUAAAAUUAGCUCCUGACCCAGCCAUAGACCUACCUUUUAUCACUCCUACAUCUGGCUGCAUGUACAUGCGUGUAAGAUCACUUCUCAGGUGUUUGUGUGUGUACAGAUGUGAGUGCAGGAGGAGGCGGCUUUGGUCUCAGAGAAUCCUCACUUUAUGUACAUUCUAGGUGGAGACAGAUGGAGAUGGCUGACCGUGUACAGCUUGGAGGCCCAUGCAGCAAUUGCUCAAUUUGGCUGACUCUGGGUUCUUUCUUCUGCCACCUGUUCCCUAGCUCCCUGGCUGACUUCUGUAGCUGGAAAUCCCCUGAUAUUACAAUUGGACCUCAGAGGGUUUGAUCCUUCCCUUUGGGUGCUAAUACCACUUUUUCCCAGCAGGUGUUUCUAACUAAUCUUGCCCCAUACAUCAUUCCGUAAAUCUGGGGUGUCAGAUGAUGCAGAAUUAACCAACCUCCUCCCUCAUCCAUUGUGUAAACUGGAAAGCCCAGAUGCUGAGUUAAUUUAGAUCAAGAGGUACCUGCAAUCAACGGAAAGUUGAAUCCUGUUGUAAUGGAGAAAUUAGAGUUUCCUAAAUUUAGAGCUGGGAGGAAUGUUAGUGAUCCCUUAUGGGCCAGAUGAGGAAAGCACGAGGAGAAUCAAAUGACUUGCCCAAGGUUCCGCAGCUAGUAGGUUCUUUGGAUACAAGUUCCAUUCCUGUCGCUGUACCCCUCUGCCCCAGCUCGAGCCCCCCAGGCCUGAAUGGCCACAGAGUCGCCAACCUGAGCAGCCAACUUUUCUGCAGACACCGGGGUCUGCCUCUGCUAAUCUCAAGCCUGCUCAGCCACCAAUCAGGAUUCCGCUUCUGCUCUGCCUGGCCCUUCUUGCUGAGGGAGCAGGACGGGGGCCUGUUCAGUGUCUACGCACCUCCCCGACUCAUCCCCAAAGCGCCCAAGCGAAGCUAUAACUUCUCGCCGAACAGAAGCUCCCUCCUUACUGACUUUGCACUGAGGUUGAACUGGGUCCAGGUUUGCUACUAGGAGCAGUGCCCUGACCCAUCCCUACAUCUGUAUCUCUCUUCAUUAGAGGGGGACUGUGUGAAAAGAUGAGACUCAAGCUGAGCAGGCUGUGGAAUGGCUGCCUUGGAUAGAAACUGCUGGUUUGCUGGCUGUCGGUCAACCAGUUCUGGGGGUUGUUGUGCCAGGGAAGGGGAAGAAUGGGAUUGUCAUUUUGGAAAAAAAGUGUCACCAUUCUUGGUAAAUGGCUUCCUCCCCUCUCCCUUUUUUGUCUCAUUCUUUCCAAAUAAACUUUUAGAAAUUUGAA
Molecule: messenger RNA, 2159 nt
Organism: Phascolarctos cinereus (koala)
Lineage: Eukaryota; Metazoa; Chordata; Mammalia; Diprotodontia; Phascolarctidae
Gene: TMEM35A
Product: transmembrane protein 35A
Biological process (GO): chaperone-mediated protein complex assembly; positive regulation of protein localization to cell surface
Cellular component (GO): endoplasmic reticulum
Molecular function (GO): acetylcholine receptor regulator activity
Source: RefSeq, a predicted model, not a curated record